This is a messenger RNA of Calliphora vicina (urban bluebottle blowfly), 1606 nucleotides long. RefSeq names its product Succinyl-coenzyme A synthetase beta subunit, GDP-forming (gene ScsbetaG). NCBI's taxonomy places the organism in Eukaryota, Metazoa, Arthropoda, Insecta, Diptera, Calliphoridae. Gene Ontology annotation, molecular function: ATP binding; succinate-CoA ligase (GDP-forming) activity. Gene Ontology annotation, cellular component: mitochondrion; succinate-CoA ligase complex. Bases 166 to 1422 code for a protein of 418 amino acids. The transcript is spliced from 4 exons. The record is from RefSeq and is a predicted model, not a curated record. Gene Ontology annotation, biological process: succinyl-CoA metabolic process; tricarboxylic acid cycle.
UUUUUCUUUUUUUUUUGCCAGGAGUUCAAAGUUCUUUUUUGUUAAUUUUUUAAAUUAAACAUUAUCACUGCUAUUUACACAAAUAUAAACAAAUUAUCGACGACAACAACAAAAACGCCAAUAACAGAUUAAAACACAGUCUUCCAUUUUUAAAAGAACAACAAAAUGAUGAACAUCGCAGCAAACACACUUCGCCAGACUUUAAAUAAAAAGUUUACAGUACAACAAAUACGUCACCUUAAUUUGUUGGAAUUCCAAAGCAAAGACUUGUUGCAAAAAUACAAUGUGGCCAUACAAAAAUUCAAGGUGUUGGAUAACUCUAACAAAGAUGUUGAGGUCUUAAAGAACUUUGAAUGUCCCGAAUAUGUUGUUAAGGCUCAAAUAUUGGCUGGCGGUCGUGGUAAGGGAGUUUUUGAUAGUGGCUUCAAGGGUGGUGUGCACAUAACCACAAAAAAAGAUGAAGUUUUACCACUCAGCAAAAAAAUGAUUGGCAAUCGUUUGAUUACCAAACAAACUCCCAAAUCUGGCAUUAUGGUCAGGAAAGUCAUGGUUGCUCGCAGUGUCAACAUCGUGCGUGAGACAUAUCUUUGCAUUUUAUUAGAUCGUGAACACAAUGGACCAGUAUUGAUUGCAUCACCAGCUGGCGGUGUUGAUAUCGAAGCGGUAGCAGAAGAAACUCCCGAAAAAAUUAAAACCAUUCCCUUAAACAUUGACAAACCCAUUCCCCAUGAAACUUUGGUAGAAGUUGCCAAAUUUUUGGAAUUCAAAGGUGAAACUAUUGAGACUUGCGCUCAGGAAAUACAAAAUCUCUUCAAUUUAUUCAAGGCCGUAGAUGCAGUACAAAUCGAAAUUAAUCCUUUGGCUGAGACUGACAAGGGUGAAGUUAUCUCAGUAGAUGCUAAACUUAAUUUUGACGAUAAUGCCCAGUACAGACAAAAGGAUAUCUUUGCCAUGGAUAUAAGCGAAGAGGAAGCUGAUCCCCGUGAAGUGGAAGCCGAGAAGUACAAUCUUAAUUACGUGGCUAUGGAUGGUAAUAUUGGCUGUUUGGUCAAUGGUGCUGGUUUAGCCAUGGCCACCAUGGACAUUAUCAAAUUGAAUGGUGGUGAUCCAGCCAAUUUCUUAGAUGUUGGUGGUGGUGUUAAGGAGGAUCAAGUUCUCAAGGCCUUUGAAAUCUUAACCUCCGAUCCCAAAGUGAAGGGUAUUUUGGUAAAUGUAUUUGGUGGUAUUGUCAAUUGUGCUACAAUUGCUAAUGGUAUUGUAGCUGCCUCGAAAAAACUUAGUCUUAAUGUACCACUUGUGGUACGCCUUGAAGGUACAAAUGUGGAUGCAGCUCGCAAGAUUUUGAAAAAUUCCGGUUUGCCCAUACAAACUGCUUCAGACUUGGAUGAUGCCGCACAAAAAGCAGUAGCUGCUUUACAAUAGAUUUUAAGUUUGAAUAUUAAACUCAAAUGUAUAUUUUAGUUGUUUCCUAUUUAUGUACGUACAUGCAUUUUAAAAGUGUUCGGUAGUUUUUUUUUAUUAACAAAUUUUAUUGUUCCAGACGUGCAUUUUUUCCCUUAUGUUAAUUUUUUAGUAGAAAAUAAAGUUUUUAAAAGUUCAAAUAAAA